AUUUAUAGGCUUCUCAAUCAUCAUUCCUCUGCUCUCUCUCUCUCUCUCUCUCCUCCUCUCUCUGAAUUGUUCACCUCACCAUCAUCAUCAUCAUCAUCAUCUUCUUCUUCUUCUGAUUGCCGCCAAUGGAGAUCGAGGUAGCUCUCCCUGUCCCCUUACCGCCCUCCUCGCCGGAAUUCUCCUUCGACAGCUCCACCUCCACCCCUUACAUCACCGCCCCUUCCAGCCCCCAGCGAUUCGGUGCCGCCGCUGUCUUCUCCAGCCCCUUCUACUCCUCUCCCACCACCACCGCCAACGCCGUUGACCUCUCCCGCACUUCAUUCUCAAUAAACCCCGCUCUCUGGGAAGAAGAGAACCCGGGACUCCCCAGCAACAGUCCCAACAGCUCGUCCGGUUUCAUCGAUUUUGAUGAUUUCGAGUUUGAGUUCAACGGGUCAAAGUCCGACAGGUUUGAAUCCUCUCCCGCUCCAGCCGACGAGCUCUUCGACCGAGGCAGAAUCAAGCCCCUGACGAUGAUGACACCUCCGCAAGAACAGAGCAGCAAAACAGAGCCUUCGAUUUCAAGUACUACUACGACUACCGCUACCACUAAGAGAGUCUGGGACAUUUUAACCGAAGAGGAUGAAGCGGAGGAGGAUGAACGUGAGAAUGCUCCACUAGCGAGCGCGGCAUCAGCCCCAUCGUCGAGUUCUAGAGCGUUCUCGACCUUCCUCUCAUCGAUUGCGAACCCCAAGGGGUACCGGAAAUGGAGCUUCAGGGACUUCCUGCUGUUCCGGAGCGCAUCAGAAGGCAGGGGAACGAGCAAAGAUCCCCUGAGGAAGUUUCCAACUCUCGGAGGGAAGAUCGGGAGAUCAGACAGCUUUGGAGAAUCGAUGAGGGGGUCGAGUUUCAAGGCUACCACAGUUGUUGGGGACGAGAGCUCGGGGAGGAAGCAGAGGAGCAGAGGGCCCCACGAGGUGUAUUACUCGGCCAACAAGGCGGUGGCGGAGGAGAUGAAGCGGCGGACUGCCUUACCGUACAAGCAGGGCCUGCUCGGGGGUUGCUUGGGCUUCAAUCCAAACCCGACAGGGGGCCAUGAUCUCGGCCGUGGCUUGGGGUCUCUAUCACGCGGGUGAUCAGGCCGGAUCUCUCUAUUCGUGAGACUAUCGGGCUGCGAUUGCAAUCAUGCCUCUACAUUCAAAUGAUAGUAACUGUCGAUUACUACUACAGGAUCCAUUCCAUAUCGAUCGUGAUUUGGAAGGUCAAUUAAUCCACCGUUAUGCUCUCUUCAAGUCAAUACGUCUUGUGGUUGGUCUAUGGCGAGCAUCGUUUUCCUGUGAUACAUUCGACUGUUCGAGGUGCAGCUGUAUCGACAUAUCAAUACCCAUACGGUUGUGAUUAUGGUGUAUUGGACAGAAUUCAUCGCGAUAAGAUUGUUCUUGUGAAUGCGCUUCCUUUUUUUCUUUUUUCUUUUUUUGCCCUUUUCUUGGUCCCUUUUCGUUUGUUAACAUGGGAAGUCAUUGAGUACAGUUUUUGGCCAAUGCAUAUAUAUCAUUGACUAAUCACAUGAA
This is a messenger RNA of Punica granatum (pomegranate), 1550 nucleotides long. The record is from RefSeq and is a predicted model, not a curated record. NCBI's taxonomy places the organism in Eukaryota, Viridiplantae, Streptophyta, Magnoliopsida, Myrtales, Lythraceae.